Messenger RNA from Entrophospora sp. SA101, 1506 nucleotides. Lineage: Eukaryota; Fungi; Glomeromycota; Glomeromycetes; Entrophosporales; Entrophosporaceae. The record is from the annotation of a GenBank genome assembly.
AUGGAUUUUGAAAUGUCGUCUGAGCAGGAACCUAUUGAAUCUGUUAAUAAUAAUAUAAUACCAAAAAAUAACUCUGGAUCACCUGUGGUGACUACAACAAAAACUGUUUUUAUAGAAGAAAACGAACAAAUGGAAACAAUCGAAGAUUCAAAAAUGAAGACUACUAUUACUACCACUACUGAUGCUGGAGUUGAAAUAAUAACUGAUACGGCUAAUAUACUCACCACCACAGAACAAACCAUUAUGUUUGAUGAGGAAGAAAAAACAAGACUUGAGGAAGAAGCUCGUAAAUUUUUAUCUUUACAAGCACAAGAGAUUGUCAUACCAUCAUAUUCUGCCUGGUUUGAUAUGGCCAAAAUUCAUAAUAUUGAGAAAAAAACCUUACCAGAAUUUUUCAAUAAUAGGAAUAAAUCUAAAAAUCCAAGUAUAUACAAAGAAUAUAGAGAUUUUAUAAUUAAUACUUAUCGACUCAAUCCUCCAGAAUAUUUAACAGUCACUGCUUGUCGUAGGAAUUUAAUUGGUGAUGUGUGUGCAAUUAUUCGUAUACAUGCUUUUCUUGAACAAUGGGGAUUGAUAAAUUAUCAAGUAGAUCCUGAUACACGUCCAUCAUGUGUUGGGCCUGCUUUUACAGGACAUUUUAUUAUUACUGCAGAUACACCAAGAGGUCUUCAUCCUUUUCAACCAACUGUUGAUUGUACUAGAUCUCGUUAUCACAGUCUGACAAGUCAAAAAUUAGAUCUAUGUCCUAAUUGUUAUCUAGCUGGACAUUAUCCUACUCCAAUGCAUAGUGGCGAUUUCUUAAAAAUGGAUGAGACACCAUUCAAACAUGCUCAAGAUGAAGAAUGGACAGAGCAAGAGACUUUAGCACUUUUAGAAGGAAUCGAAUUGUAUGAGGAUGAUUGGCUCAAGAUUGCUGAACAUGUGGGUACACGUACUAGAGAUCAAUGUAUUUUACACUUUUUAGAAAUUCCUGCUGAGGAUCCAUUCAAUGGAGCCGUAAUGAAAAAUCUGGGGCCGCUCCAGUAUCAAAGAAUACCUUUUAGUCAAGCAGAUAAUCCGGUAUUGUCAGUUGUUGCAUACUUGGCAUCUAUUGUCGACCCUAAUAUCGCAUCAACAGCAGCUAAAUCAGCAAUCAAAGAAUUAUCAUCUGUUAAAAGCUCAUCAUGUAAUCUAAAAGAGUCUAAUAAUGGUGAUUCCAAUAGAACACGGACUAAUGAGAAUUUAGAUAAUAACAAUAAUGACAAUAACACAGAUAUUAAAGUGAAAAAUGAAGAUUCAAUGGAUACAGAAGCCAAUGUUUUAACAGAUUAUGAGGAUCAAGAAAUACAAAAACUUGUUAAUGAAGUUAUCGAGAAUCAAUUAAAAAAACUUGAACUUAAACUUCAACAGUUUGAAGAAUUAGAAAGUGUUAUCGAGAAUGAAAAAAAGGAAUUAGAAAAACAACGUCAACUGUUUUAUCUUGAACGACCAUUAAUCAAAGAGGAAAGUAAAAUCCUGGAACUUUAG